Molecule: messenger RNA, 1047 nt
Organism: Cetraspora pellucida
Lineage: Eukaryota; Fungi; Glomeromycota; Glomeromycetes; Diversisporales; Gigasporaceae
Source: the annotation of a GenBank genome assembly
AUGCCCAAGAAUUUUAUUACUUCUUUGAUUCAAAAUAAAAUAAUUGAAAAAAUUGCUACUCCAGAUACACCAUCACCUAAUGCUGCAGCACAGUAUAAGAUAACAGAAGCUAUUACUAAAAUAAAUCAUGAAAUUAAAGAGUGUCAAAAAAUUUAUAACAAGACAACUGAUCAGGAGGCCAAAUUCAAAUUAAUAGAAUAUAUAUGUGACCUUAAGCAAACUCUUUAUACUGAAAGUGAAAAACUUCAAACCCUUAAAAAAAAGGCUAAAUAUCAACAGAAAUACUAUAAAAAAAAAGAAAAAAACUUACAAGAAAAUCAACAAAUUUAUAAAAGUAUAGAGUUUGGGGCUGUUGAUAACAAAAGGAGGAAAAAAACAAUAAAAGUUAGAAAUAUUAACCAUCUAUAUAAAAAAUUAGAACAAAAUUACAAUGAACAUCUCUCUUAUACUACUGUGGCAAGACAAUUUGUGACUCUGUUUCCAACCAUUUUGGUAAUUGUGUUUCAGAAUGACAAAGCCAAAAUUCCACUUGGUAUUCCUGCAAAACUUAUCUUAUCUAUAUAUCUUAUGAUUGAUUCAAAUGACACAAUUGACACUCUUAAAAGUGGCCAACUGUCAAUAUAUCUCUGUUCACAAUAUGAAACAGGAACAAGUACUAUAACGCAUAUGAGUGAUCUAUAUUUAUUAGUAAAUAAUAGCCAUUUUGACAAUAGGCUAAAGAUUGAUAAUGAAAUUAGAUCCAUCUGGGUUCUUAUUGUAAAUGAGGGCCCAGAUGAGAACCCCCAUCAUCUAAAAAAUAUUUACCAAUAUUGUAAAAUGUUUCAUUCUUUCAAUUUAGACUACUUAACUGUUAGGACCCAUGCUUUAGGUCAAUUAGUAUACAACUCUGUUGAAAAGAGUAUGACAUCACUUUCAAGUAAGCUUGUGGGUAUAGUUCUACCUGUUAACAAUUAUAGUUCCCAUCUUAAUUUACAAAGUAAAGUCAUUGAUUUGGAGCUUGUGAAAAAAAUUUUUAAAUAUGUGGGCGAUCUUCUUUGUGAUUUAUGA